Messenger RNA from Encephalitozoon intestinalis ATCC 50506, 1770 nucleotides. Its product is annotated as DNA ligase. NCBI's taxonomy places the organism in Eukaryota, Fungi, Microsporidia, Unikaryonidae. The transcript has a single exon. The record is from RefSeq and is a predicted model, not a curated record. Gene Ontology annotation, biological process: DNA biosynthetic process; DNA recombination; lagging strand elongation. Bases 1 to 1770 code for a protein of 589 amino acids. Gene Ontology annotation, molecular function: DNA binding; ATP binding; DNA ligase (ATP) activity.
AUGAGCAAAAUUUUGUUUGUAGAUUUCUGUACGGUAUUGGAGAGAAUAAACCAGACCACUAAGCGCUUGGAGAUCCAAUCAAUACUUACGGAUUACCUGAAGGAUGUGCAUAAAAUCGAUCCUCCUUCUUUGGCUCCAGUUCUGUACCUGUUUACAGCAACAGUGUAUCCAGAAUACUUCAAUAAGGAACUGGGAGUGGGAGAGAAUACUUUAAUAAAUGUUGUUGCUGAGCUCACAGGAAAGUCUGCCAAAAAUGUUAAAAAGGAAUAUUCAAAGGAAGGAGAUCUGGGGACUAUAGCAAUGAAGUGUAGAGUAUCGCAAUUGUUUGUGUUGAAGACACAGCUGGAAGUAAUGGAUGUGUUUCUUGGAAUGAGAAAGGUGGCAAACGAGGGGGGACAGAAAUCCUCUGCAUCCAAGAAGAGAAUCAUCCUCGGAAUGAUGGUUAAAUGCUCUCCAUUAGAGUCGAAAUAUCUGAUAAGGUUAAUUGAGGGAAGACUUAAAGUAGGACUGGCACUUAAAACUGUACUGAUAAGUCUUGCAAAUGCUUUUUCUAGUGACAAGGCCGACGAAGUCAAGGCAGCUUUCAAUAGACAACCGGACAUAGGGAGAUUGGCCGAAUGUAUUCUUGAAUACGGAGUAGAAGGGCUUCCAACCAAGUUCCAGGUUUCUCCGGGAGUUCCUCUGAAGCCCAUGUUGGCAAAUCCUUCAAAAGACCUGACAUCAGCUUUCAAAAAGGUUGAAAACAAGAACUUUACUUGCGAGUACAAAUACGAUGGAGAAAGGAUCCAGAUCCAUAAGUUCGGAAAUAGGAUAGAAACUUUUAGUAGAAAUUCCGAGAAGACCACAGAAAAGUAUCCGGAUUUAAUGGAUCUCUACAAUAUAUCGGAUAGAGAUUUCAUUAUUGACGGAGAGAUUGUUGCAUAUGAUAGAAAAGAGAGAAAAAUUCUUCCGUUCCAAAUACUAACAACAAGAAAGAGAAAAAGGGUGGAGAGCAGUAAAAUAGAUGUUCAGGUGUGUGUUUUUGGAUUUGAUCUAAUAUACUUUGAUGGGAAAACUUAUAUUGACGAGCCAUUUGAAGAAAGGAGGAAGAUUUUGCACAGCUCAUUCAAGGAGAUGGACGGGAAGUUUCAGUUUACAGAGUUUAAAGAUUGCGAGACUCCAGAAGAGUCCGAGAUGUUCUUUAAUGAGUCUGUCGAAAAGGGCUUUGAGGGGAUGAUGAUAAAGAUAUUAGGGUCGGAUGCAACCUAUCUUCCAUCACAGAGAAGUAACAAAUGGAUAAAGAUAAAGAAGGAUUACCUUGAGGGAAUGUCGGAUUCGUUGGAUCUGGUUGUGAUGGGAGCAUAUUAUGGAAAGGGAAAGAGAGCUGGAUUCUAUGGAGGAUUCCUACUUGGAGUCUACAAUGACGAAGAAGAGAAGUUUGAGGCAUUGUGCAAGAUAGGGACGGGAUUUGAUGACAAUAUUCUAUCGAGGCUUUAUGAACAGCUAAGUAGUAAUCUGUGCAGUGCACCAAAGAACUACUCAUACAAGGAGUCUGUUAAGCCGGAUGUGUGGGUAGAAGCCAAAUAUGUGUGGGAGGUCAAGGCAGCCGGACUUUCUCUGUCGCCCAUAUACAAUGCUGGGGGUAAUAGAAAUGAAAAGGGAAUAUCGCUAAGGUUCCCCAGGUUCUUAAGAGAAAGAGAGGAUAAAGAUGUGAAAGAAGUGACCACAUCUUCCCAGAUUUAUCAGAUGUACUUAGACUCUAAGGUUGAGAAUUCCGAAGAGUUCUACUAA